Molecule: messenger RNA, 1237 nt
Organism: Callithrix jacchus (white-tufted-ear marmoset)
Lineage: Eukaryota; Metazoa; Chordata; Mammalia; Primates; Cebidae
Gene: SLC35G6
Product: solute carrier family 35 member G6
Cellular component (GO): membrane
Source: RefSeq, a predicted model, not a curated record
CAGCCCCACUCCAACCAGGUCACAAUGGCUGGAGUUCUGAGGGGCCCAGGCUCCCUGAACCAGGAGGAGAGGAAGAAGUCCAAGGAAAGAUGGCUCCCUACUUUAACCUGUCCGACUUCACACAGCCAUCGCUGCCCUCCACUCCACCCAACCUCCCCUCGCACCAGCGCUGCCAGCCCUCUGACGCCACCAAGGGCUUGCUGCUGGCCCUGCUGUGUGUGGGCCCGCCUGCUAGCUUCGUAGGCCUCUUCACUCGUAUGGCUUACCAGGCUUCCCACCUGCCCUCGCUGGAGCUGCUCGCCUGUCAAUGCCUCUUUCAUCUCCCUAUGGCCCUGCUACUUAAACUGCGUGGUGACCCACUUCUGGGACCUCCUGAUGGCCGAGGCCGGGCCAGCUUCCAUGCGCUGCUCAGUGUCGUCAGCACUGGAUGUGCCUACAGUGCGGUUCAGUUCGUUCCUGCUGGCACCGCUGCCACUAUUAGCAAAGGUUCUUCCACCGUCUGCUCCACUAUCCUCGCUCUCUGCCUUGAGAGCCAGGGUCUCAGUGGCUGCGACUGGUGUGGACUGGUGGGCAGCACCCUAAGAGUAAUCAUCAUUGUGGGACCUGGACUAGGGACACUGCUGAAGGGGACCAUGGGCCUCUACACCACCCUGGGCUAUGUGCUGGCUUUCCUGGGAGGCCCGGCACUGUCCCUGGGGCUUCUGGUCUACUGUUCUCUGAAAUUCCCCUCCUGCCUCCCAACAGUGGCCUUCCUGUUUGGCUUGGUGGGGCUGCUGGGCUCUGUGCCAAGCCUCUUUGUGCUACAGACCCCUGUGCUGCCCAGUGAUCCCCUGAGUUGGAUUUGGGUGGGGGCAGCGGGGUUGCUUGCCUUAAUCUCCUUGUGCAUGAACUACGCGGUCACCAAGGCCCACUCUGCCCUGUUGUGCGCUGUCCUAAACUGUGAGGUGGUGGUGGCCCUUAUGCUGCAGUAUUAUGUGCUCCAUGAGAACAUGGCACCUUCUGACAUCAUCGGGGCAGGGGUUGUGCUGGGCAGCACUGUCAUCAUCACAGCCAGCAACCUGAUUGAGAGGGAAGGGAAGGUGGAGCAGUGAGACAGAACUCGGGAGUCUUGGGGUUGGGAGGGACGGGGGUAAACACGGGCAAAGACUGAAGACAAACAUGGGAGGACAAGUGAUUAGAAAAGAACUGCUGUGGGAGAGGAAUAACUGUCAAGAGUCAAGGGUGACCUGGGGACUUG